UUCAAUUGCUCACCUCAAGGCUCCAUGAGAACAUUGUGCGUCGAGUGGCCCGAGAUUUUUGACUUGAAAGGCCCCUGAACCAAAAGAGUGGCCUUUAUCUCCUGUGAUACCGCUUAGUGAUUUAGACUAUCGUUGUCAAUCGUUCGAGUAUUGCGAUUUCAUUGUGCCAUCUUUGGACUGAUGACGUGCUCUUCCUCCAUGGCCAUGCCACCCAAUUUCCACCUACAAUGCACUCCACUAUCAUCUUUAACCGGUGCUAAUAAUGUCUCGGAAGACAUGACUCGAUCCAAUGCCGAAUCACCCUCACCAAACACAUUCAGAGCACAUCAAUCUAAAAGGAACAGCAGCGACGGGAGCAGUUCCUAUGAGGAUUGCCGAAGCAUCAGCAGUGAAGGCACGCAGGAGGACAUGGUGGAAGAAAAUGGAAGCCAUCAAAGCCGGCAUCAUCACCAUCAUCAUCACCCUGUACACCACAAUCAUCGCAAUCACAGCCAUGUCCACUUAUCCUCGCGCCAUCUCUCUAGUAACAUGAGGCACACCAUGGAUGAUGGUGACGAUUCCGGAGAGGAGGAAGAAGCCCUAAAUCUAGCAGCAAGGUCGUCGCCACCCAGUUUAGAAGGCAGUUCAAGUCCGGGGGAGUUCACAAAGUCUCAAAAGGGAUCGCCUACAAGUACAGCCUUGGCGAGCAUUCAAUCUGCCUUAGCGGCUUUGCAAGCUGGUCAAAUGUCCCUGAAUCAACUUCAGGCAUUAGGAGCACAAAACAUGCUUCAAAACCAAAUUGCAGCUGCCGUGGCCAAUCAAUCCAGCUCGUUGGCCUUUCCCUUUGUGGUGCCCUCCAAUCUAAGCCCUAAUGGAGGAAGUAGCAUUGGCAAUACUGAAAUCCAAGCCCUUCAGCUAGCCCUUCAACAACAACAACAGAAUCUUCAACAGCAACUUCAAAACUUCUUGUUCCUUCAACAGCAACAGAUGAAAGCCGGGAUUUCGACGUCCGUUUCAUCCCAAACCGUCGGAAGCAUUCUGCACGCCCAAAGUCAACAGGUAUCUCAAACUACAGCUCAGCUCCGGCGACUUCAGCGACAACAAAAAGAGAUCCUGAACCAGAGACUUCAGAACAAUUGCCAAACAUCGCCAGCACUGGAGACUCCUAAAGCAAAGGAUUUGCUCUUGCAGCACAAGAAGGCCAAAUUGAACCACCACAAUCAUCCUCAUCAUCCUCAUCACCAUUCUUCACCUGUUGACGGACACCACCGGAACAACAAUAGCCCCAAUGUUUCCCUGGCCUUAUCUUCAUUGACCCCAGUGUCAAUGACGAUGACGCCUGUGUCCUCAAUGAACAAUAACCCUUUUCUCCCUUCGUCGGACUCCCCUACUUCCACCCGACCACUGGCUGUGUCCACAACCAUCGCCAAUGGUUCCACUUCACCGAAUCUUGGGAACCUUCCCUCUCCCCCAAUGACCUUUGGCCAACGAUUGGAUCUACCAGCUGACGAGAACGUGGAUUUUGAAGAGUUGGAGCAAUUCGCCAAAGAGUUCAAACAAAGGAGAAUCAAAUUAGGUUAUACCCAAGGUGAUGUGGGUCUGGCAAUGGGGAAAAUGUAUGGCAACGAUUUCUCACAAACAACCAUUUCGCGAUUCGAAGCGUUGAAUCUUUCGUUCAAAAACAUGUGUAAGUUAAAGCCGUUGUUGGAAAAAUGGCUGGAAGAUGCGGAUGCUCAAAUCAAUGGAACUGUGCCCUUGAGCCUGACAACCACCCAGCCUUGCUCUGAUCUGUUGGGCAAACGAAGAAAGAAACGCACCUCCAUCGAAAGCAACAUUAGAGUCGCGUUGGAGAGAGCCUUUCUCAAGAAUCCCAAACCCACUUCCGAGGAGAUCAAACUCAUCGGCAACACGCUCUCCAUGGAGAAAGAGGUGGUUCGCGUCUGGUUUUGCAAUCGGCGUCAAAAGGAGAAGCGCAUCAACCCGGCUUCGUUAUCACCCACAGGCAGCGAUUCACCUCACUACAUGGCAUCUCUCUCAUCUUUGCCCACCAGUUUAGCCUCUCCGUUUCACCCUUCAUUAGCCAACUUUGUGGGUGCGGCAGCUGCCGCUGCCGCUGCUGGCAAUCUCAUGCGACCUCAAAACGAUUAGUCGAUCGAAACCUUCACUACGCAUUCUAGAUAUCAGUAUCGACACUUCAUUGAUCUCAAGACUUUUAUCGUCGUCAAUAACCAAAGACUCUACUACUGAUUGAAUUUACUUAGCACAAACCGGUGAUCCACAACUUCUGCUCUCGCUGUCGUCUUUAUAUAUGUAUGUAUGUAUUCCUAAUCACUGGUGGCAUCUCAACCUCACUCAAAACCCUUCGUUUCUGACCUCCUCCUGCCCAAAGAUGCAAGUUUCAAGUAUUAAAAAACACACACAUUAUUAUAUCUUCGUUUGCACAGGCUCCUUGAUCCACAUACUUGUGAAAUAAAGUCACCUCUACAA
Tigriopus californicus is the source of this 2466-nucleotide messenger RNA. RefSeq names its product protein nubbin-like (gene nub). Gene Ontology annotation, biological process: regulation of transcription by RNA polymerase II. The transcript has 3 exons. The record is from RefSeq and is a predicted model, not a curated record. Bases 181 to 2127 code for a protein of 648 amino acids. Gene Ontology annotation, molecular function: RNA polymerase II cis-regulatory region sequence-specific DNA binding; DNA-binding transcription factor activity, RNA polymerase II-specific. Lineage: Eukaryota; Metazoa; Arthropoda; Copepoda; Harpacticoida; Harpacticidae.